Molecule: messenger RNA, 597 nt
Organism: Neoarthrinium moseri
Lineage: Eukaryota; Fungi; Ascomycota; Sordariomycetes; Amphisphaeriales; Apiosporaceae
Exons: 1
Coding region: 1-597 (198 amino acids)
Source: RefSeq, a predicted model, not a curated record
AUGCAGUCACCACGCAAGUUUUUCAUCCAGAUGUCCGGGGCCCCAGGUGCCGGAAAGAGCACCGUGGCGAACCUGCUGAGUCAAUCGAUCGACGGCGUGGUAGUCAAUCAUGACCUGCUGAAGUCGUUCUUCCUGGGCCACGGCUUCUCGUUCGUUCGCUCGGCCGAGCUGGCGUAUGACCUGGACUGGGUGGUUGCCGAGGAUAUCAUCAAUCAAAGGCGUAGCGUCAUCAUCGACAGCGUGUGCAACCACCAACCGGUCUUGGACAACGGUAUGGCGCUAGCCCGCCGUUACGGCUAUGAGUACAGAUACGUCUGGUGUCAGAUCGGUGAUUUCAGCCUCCUGGACCAAAGGCUGAGGGACAGGACGCCGCUGAGGAGCCAGCGGACCGGCUUGGACAGUCCGCCACCGGACGCGGGCCCCGUUGCGGCCGAGCAGGACCACAUCGCGCUCUUCAAGAAGUGGAGCGAACCGCGUCGUCCAGAUAAGGGCUUUGUCAUAGUGGUAGAUUCGGCACAGGCCCCUGCAGAGAGCGUUGGAUAUAUCCUACGGGAACUUGGACGCAAGAUCGAGGUUAAGAAUGGAGAUUCUGACUAG